CAACCACAACCACUGCAGUCCCCACUACAACCACAACCGCUAUAUCCUCUACUACAACCACAACCACUGCAGCCCCAACUGCAACCACUACAGCCCCAACUACAACCAAAACCACUGCAGCCCCUACUACAACCACUGCAGCCACAACUACGACCACAGCCACAGCUGCCCCCACUACAACCUCAACCAGUGCAGCCCCUACUACAACCACUCAAACUACUUCUGAUCCCAAUGGUCCUAAAUUCAUACAACUUUCAUUCAGAAUUGCAAUGGAUUUCAAAGAAACCCUGAGAGAUGUGAAGUCACAGGAUUUCAAAAACUUAAGUGAUAAAGUUAGCAGAGAUCUACAUAAAGUUUACAUAGGGCGGUAUCCUGAUUUCCUCAGAGCACUGGUUAGAAGUUUCAGUCCGGGAUCAGUCAUCCCAGAAGUAGAUCUGGAAUUCAAAGCCAAUUCCACGACCCCAAGCAAUACCGACAUCGUCAGAACUCUCUACACAGCAGUGACUGGAUCAGGAAAUCUGGGAGACCUAGUAUUGGACAAAACAAGCAUUACAUCGAACACUGCUAGUGUGAAUACACUGCCUCCACUCAGGAUUGUUACAGAAUUCCUCCUUAUAGACGGCUUUACACCAGGACUGUCCAGUAGCAUAUCUGCAGAAUCAAUUCAACUUAAUGAUAAAAUCAAUAAUUGGUUGAAACCUAUCCUUGAAACAUAUUAUGGUCAAACAAUGGUGAAUUCAGCCUUUGCAAACUUUAGCAACUCUGAUAAUUGGAUCCAGACCAAGGUGGAAUAUCAAUUCAGCACGCCCAUAAUUGUGAACCCAACCAAGAUCAUUGAUGGUAUCCUUGCAAGCACAAGUCCUGUACGCUAUGUGAGAGGCACCCUGAAAGUCAAUGAAAAUCAAGCACAAUUUCAGAUGUUCCCGUUUAGUUUGAGAAUACUGAACAAAGACUUCUCUGAUGGCCUAUCUAACAGAGGCUCCACAGAGUUUAAAGAGCUCAGCACACAAGUCACAACCUCGAUAAAGAAGCUUUUUGGAAAUGAGAAAGGAUUUUCAGAAGUCUAUGUAACGAAACUCACGAAAGGCUCGGUUGUUGCCAGUACAGAGGUGACCUUCUCCCCAGGAUCCACCUCACCAAGCAGGGUGUCUCAGAUCCUACUUAAUGGGAUCCCCUCUCUGGAAACAGAAGGCUUGAAAAUAGACCCCUCUUCUAUUAACCCGCCAGUGCCAUCCACUCCCAGACCCUUCCCUGGGUUUGCUGUUGCCAUCAUUGUACUGUGUGGCCUGGCCAUCCUCAUUAUCCCAAUACUCAUUAUUGUGGCCUUGAAGACAGGGCUGUUCAAGAAGCUAGCACAAGCUUUCUCUCUGAGGUCACCAGAUUAUUAUGACUUUUAAACUGCUCACUCUUUUGGGGCAAUUCAUGUAUAUGCAGUAUCAGAAAAAUGGGACCAGGAAGCAAAAUGUUAAUGGAAACUGAAAGCAACUGAAUUUCUCAUUUUUUACAAUAAUAUACACAGUAAUUAUUUGUUUGUAAUAUAUAUAUAUAU
This is a messenger RNA of Acipenser ruthenus (sterlet), 1549 nucleotides long. RefSeq lists its product as uncharacterized. The coding region runs from base 270 to 1397 and encodes 375 amino acids. NCBI's taxonomy places the organism in Eukaryota, Metazoa, Chordata, Actinopteri, Acipenseriformes, Acipenseridae. The transcript has 12 exons. The record is from RefSeq and is a predicted model, not a curated record.